AUGACGGCCGCCAGUGUCUUGGAACGUGCCAGGCACUCAUUGGAAGGUUACUGGGAGUUGCUGACGUCUGACAAGAAGACACAAUAUCUUUUGAUAUGCUCGGUAUACCUCUUGAUCUUUGCGUAUCACACCCGGCGCAGUCUGCCAGUCUACCAUGCCAAAUUUCGCAAGCAAGGCUCCUUCUCACUGGUGCUACAUAUCCUAACCGGUUCGUUCGAGCUUGUACGAUAUUACACCAGAGCUGUUGAGGGGAAUGUGGUACCAGAAGUCCUCGACACCGUCGCAUGCUUCGUCCAGGCAUUCACAACUCUACGCCUCUCAAAGACCUUGUUGCGGGGCGACAUAUCGACACGACCAUCUUACCAGGCCCCCGCAUUGAUGCGGCCCUUCGUCGGGUUGGCUGCCAUCGUCUACCAGAGCGCCGCUAUACACCGGGCAUCAGUCAAGCUUCUCCACGCCUUCCUCUACACUCGAAUGAUCAUAUUCUUGGCCAAGAGGUUCGGUGUGGGUAAGAUUCACUCGAACGCCACGAUCUACGCGCAUGCUGUUUUCCUGGGUGCUAUUAUAGCCAUUCAUGAUUCUGGCUUGCCAGCCGGUGUUCCUGUUUACAUCGGUAUGGUAGGGGCUGUCAUGGUCCUCAACCGAUACGUUGCCGAUCGUCUAGCCAGAUCAUCGACCUCCGAAGUCUCCAUGUCGAUAUGGGAAAGAACUCUGAUGUGCGUGUUGCUCUGGCUAGGGCUGGCUAACCUAGAAGCGAUCAAAGAACGUGACCGCUAUUCAAAGCCACCCCGGUCUGUGAACGACGAGUACGUCCAGGAAGGAAUGUGA
Molecule: messenger RNA, 828 nt
Organism: Ilyonectria robusta
Lineage: Eukaryota; Fungi; Ascomycota; Sordariomycetes; Hypocreales; Nectriaceae
Exons: 2
Coding region: 1-828 (275 amino acids)
Source: RefSeq, a predicted model, not a curated record